ACGUACGUCUGUGUACGUGCCAGGCUGCCUGGUUAUGUGCUGCUGCGUCGCCUGUGGUUCUCAUGUGUUGUCGUUUAUUCUUAACCCGCACGUGUGUGUUACCUGGUAUUUUAAACUCUCGCGGACCUGAGGUGUUGCCGUAGUUCGUGCUGGAGAUUAAAUCCGGACCGGAUUUGCGAUAAAGCGAAGUGUUAGCUUUGGGUUUAGUUAGCAAGUUGCUAACUACUUGUAGCAGUUAUAGGUUAAGCUUGGCUGUAUCCUUAAAAUGCGUUUAGCGGGAUAACUACUCAGUUUUUAGUUUUGUAGAGAAAUAGAUUAAUAACCUGCCAGCUGUCGGAGGAAAUAUCUGUGAGGCAAAAGUUAUACACGGGUCAUUUAGCAGUUACAGAGGAGCUUUGUGGACCAGGUGACCUUCCCUGACAGCUGGGUGAGAGUCUGUGAUUUCACCGGACAUGUGAUUUAUUAUUUUAUUUCUUAUGGUUGUGUGCUCACUUGUAAGAAUGAGUCGCCGCUCUGUGGUGAACUUUGUGAGCCUGGGGAGCCGAGCUGUCAGCCUGCUGCAUGGAAACUACCAUCGCCCCCUGCACACCUCAAUAUGCAACAACUCAUCACUGCCAACAGGUGGAUUCAAACCUGAGAAGGUGGCUGUGGUUACAAAAACCACACGAUAUGAGUUCGAGCAGCAGAGGUAUCGCUAUGCAGGACUCUCUGAAGACGACCUGAGACAGCUGCUUGCCAUGAAGGGCUCCAGCUACAGCGGCCUGCUGGAAAGACACAACAUCCACACCAACAAUGUGGAGCAUAUUGUGAAGAGCCUGAGGAAAGAAGGCAUCGAGGUGCGAGUGGUGAAGAGAGGAGAGUAUGAUGAAGAAGUCGUGCGAUGGGCAGAUGCUAUAAUCUCUGCUGGAGGUGACGGGACAAUGCUACUUGUUGCCAGUAAGGUUUUAAGCAAGGACAAACCGGUUGUUGGAGUAAACACGGACCCUGAGAGGUCAGAAGGUCACCUGUGCCUGCCCGUGCGGUACACUCGAGCCUUCCCUGAGGCUCUGCAGAAACUCUGCCGUGGUGAGUUUAGGUGGCUGUGGCGUCAGAGGAUCCGUCUGCACCUGGAGGGGACGGGGAUCAACCCCAUCCCGGUGGACCUGCACGAGUUGCAGCUGAGCCUGGAGCAGCACAGUCAGGCUCAUCGCAUCACCACCAAGGACAGCCAGCGGAGGAAAAGAAACGUGCAGGAGAGCUUCUCCAAGCCGAGUCUGCUCCCCAUCCGGAGCCUGAAUGAGAUCUUCAUCGGAGAAUCUCUGUCCUCCAGAGUUCACCUCCACAGGGCUUCCUACUACGAGAUCUCUGUGGAUGACGGCCCCUGGGAGAAACAGAAGAGCUCAGGACUCAGCAUCUGCACGGGAACAGGAUCCAAAGCCUGGUCGUAUAACAUCAACAAACUCGCCGAACAAGCUGUGGAGGAGGUGCUGAAGAUUGGGAAAUCCCAGACCGGUCUAGAUAUCCCCCUUAAUCGGGACUUCAUUGGAAAGGUUACUGAUGAAUACAACGAGUCCCUGGUGUUCAGUCCGCACGACCAACGUUUAUUGUACAGCGUCAGGGAGCCGAUCGUCAACCGCGUCUUCUCCAGCAGCCGCCAGAGAGGCUUCGCCAGCAGGGUGUGUGUUCGCUCGCGGUGCUGGGACGCCUGCAUGGUGGUCGACGGCGGGACUUCUUUCGAGUUCAACGACGGCGCCUUCGCUACAAUCAGCAUGAGCGAGGAGGAUCAGCUCCGGACGGUUCUUCUAGAAAACUAAGCACUCGCUAAUUUCAAACUGAGUUCAAAGGGAAGUACAGCUUUUAGAUUUUAGCUUCCUAAAGGUGUUUUUUAUACCUGAGCAGCAGAAAGGUAUCAUUGUUACUUUUGUUUUUUGAAGCGUGUUCUUUUUCCUCAACUUAUUAUUUUCAAACUGAUUUUUUUCUUUUGUUUGAAAAUCCCUUGACAACUUUCCAACAUGUGAUAACGGCUGAUAUGAGUUUUUCCAGAAACUGUCAAACAUAUUUAAAGUCUGUUAUGAUUGACUGUCUCUCACAGCAUUAAAGGAGCGAUAUGUAACUCUGACACCUAGUGUUCAAAAAGGGUAAUGCAGUCUGAAUCUAAAACAUUGUAGAGAGCUGUCUCCCCCCGCCUCCUCCUCUCUAGAGUCGAUGCUCACGCAAGUUGCCAUGUGGUGGACACUGAAGCUUCAGUGUUUAGCCAGCUCUGUUCAAAAGUGUUUAAAAUGUAUGAUUAUUUCAGAUCAGUUCAUUGAGAUCGGAGCGAUGACUUUAUGACACUAAAACCCAGUUAGACAUAAUUAUGCUUCAUGUUUGCUGGUGAAUCAGCUAAGAGCUCAAACAAAUGUCAUCUUUAAGACACAAUGUACAGGGGCGCCAAUGGCCUAGGGGUUAAUUUGCAUGCCCCCAUGUACAGAGGCUUUAGCCAUCGAAGCGGAUUUCCAGCUCUAGCUUAAACCCCUUUGGCACAAAACCCGCAAAAUAAAUUGUAAAAAAAACAUUAUAAAGAUGCAUUUCUGAGGGACUAUUUUCAGCGGUGGAUGAAUCCCGAUUUGCUGCUCUAGUCAUUGUUUGUUGCAGCAGGAUGUUGUGUUUUUGAUCGAGUCCAAACAAACUCAAGCGUGUUUACUGAGAUGAUCUAUAACGUGGAGGGAGAAGAAACAUCCAGCUGUGAUGCAAACUGAACAGAAAUAUAUUUAGUGCUGGAGGGAUAUGAAAGUGUUUUUGUACAGUGAACUGAAUGCACAGCGGCUGAAGAUAUUUUUGAAAACAAAGCGUGUAUAUUUUUUGUAGAAGUUUGAAACACUGGAGUCUGAGAGGAGGAAACAGAGUGCACUAACAGCAGGACGUCAUUUUGCUCCAUGAUUUAAGGUCACACGUCUGUAACCUCUCACAGGACAGGAGGAGACGAUGUUUUAAGAUCAGCGAGUGGCUGAAGGUUUCUACAGAAAGGGAUUUCAGUGAUUUUUGCUCGACACUAAAUGUGCUGUGAUGACGAGGAGUGUGACGACACAGUGGUGCAGUCAGAUCGAUUUUAAACAAAAUCAAUUAAUCUUCUUGUACACACACACACGACAUUACAUAUUGUUGGCACACCUCCCUGCCCUGGACUCUGAAUGACGAGGGUUUCUCUUAAUGAGGAUGAGUUUAUAAAUCAGGAAACUGUACAUCGAAGCGUGCCAAAAGAACGAUCCUCAUGAACAUCCUGUGUCAGUUUUUGAAUCAGAUAAAAGUUGUUUGAAAAAAAAAA
Labrus bergylta (ballan wrasse) is the source of this 3283-nucleotide messenger RNA. It is a transcript of the gene nadk2, whose product is annotated as NAD kinase 2, mitochondrial. NCBI's taxonomy places the organism in Eukaryota, Metazoa, Chordata, Actinopteri, Labriformes, Labridae. Gene Ontology annotation, cellular component: mitochondrion. Gene Ontology annotation, molecular function: NAD+ kinase activity. Gene Ontology annotation, biological process: NAD+ metabolic process; NADP+ biosynthetic process. The record is from RefSeq and is a predicted model, not a curated record.